Molecule: messenger RNA, 1536 nt
Organism: Triticum aestivum (bread wheat)
Lineage: Eukaryota; Viridiplantae; Streptophyta; Magnoliopsida; Poales; Poaceae
Product: mitogen-activated protein kinase kinase kinase 18-like
Exons: 2
Coding region: 136-1536 (466 amino acids)
Biological process (GO): signal transduction; protein phosphorylation
Molecular function (GO): protein kinase activity; ATP binding
Source: RefSeq, a predicted model, not a curated record
UUUUCUUUCCCUUGGGGAUUUCCAAUCUUUAUCGCGCACGCCAAACACCUUCCAUGUUCCAAACUUGCAAUCUCCCCAACUUUUCCUCUCCCAAAGUACCAAGCCUAUAUAUACGCUCACCCGCCACAAUUCAGCAUGGACACAACCGAGUUCCAUCAGCAACAGAAGGCACCACAAUCCCAAUUCCCAACACCGAUUACACACGAGAAGACGACCAUGGCGGUCAGCAAGCAAUGGACGCGGGUGCGCACGCUCGGCCGCGGCGCCUCGGGGGCCGAGGUCUUCCUCGCCGAGGACGAUGUGUCCGGCGAGCUCUUUGCGGUCAAGUCCGCCGUGGGGGCGGCGUGUGCGGCGGCGCUGAGAAGGGAGCAUAUGGUGAUGGCCGGCCUGAGAUCCCCACGCGUCGUCUCCUGCAUCGGCGGCCGCGGCGCCCGCGACGGCUCCUACCAGCUCUUCCUCGAGUUCGCCCCCGGCGGCUCGCUGGCGGAGCAGGUGGCCAGCAGCGGGGGCCUCGACGAGCACGCCGUCCGCGGCUACGCGGCCGAUGUGGCGGCCGCGCUCGCGUAUCUCCACGCCACCGGGAUGGUGCACGGGGACGUCAAGGCGAGGAACGUCGUGAUCGGCGCCGACGGCCGCGCCAAGCUCGCGGAUUUUGGGUGCGCUAGGGAAGCCGCCGCCGGCGGACCGAUCAUCGGUGGCACGCCAGCGUUCAUGGCGCCGGAGGUGGCGCGCGGCGAGGAGCAGGGACCCGCGGCCGACGUCUGGGCGCUCGGCUGCAUGGUUGUUGAGAUGGCCACCGCACGCGCCCCGUGGAGCGGCAUGGACGGCGACGCGCUCGCCGCGCUGCACCUGAUCGGGUACACCCAGGCCGUUCCCGAGCUGCCCCAAUGGCUGUCCGCUGAGGCCAAGGAAUUCUUGGCCAAGUGCCUUGUCAGGCAGGCCAGCGACCGGUUCACGGCGGCGCAGCUGCUGGAGCAUCCGUUCUUGGCCGCUGCCGUUGUCGACGCGAAGCCGCAAGCCGUGGAGAGCAAAUGGGUGUCGCCCAAGAGCACGCUGGACGCGGCAUUCUGGGAGUCGGAGUCUGACACCGACGAGGCGGACGACGAGCCGUCGCACGGCGCGGCCGAGAGGAGGAUCAGCGCAUUGGCCUGCCCUGCGUCGGCGCUCCCCGACUGGGACUCCGACGAGGGAUGGAUCGACGUGCUCUCCGGGCCAACGGAAGCAGUUGCCGUUCCCGCCAAGGUGACGUGUGGCAUCAUCGUGGACGACGCGAUCACCAGUGAAGAGGAGUCAAUCGACCCAGAGUCCGGUGCUCUCGACAUUACCGUGGACGUGGAGUACAGCAGCGUGCUAAACGCAGGGCAAGAAACAUAUGAUGAUGGUUCAGUCAGUCAUCAUCAGUCAGUAAUGCAAUCGAUUUCGUUCAUGCCAAAAGCACUCUGCUUCGCAAGCGCUGCUCCUCUGUUUCUUUGCUCUUACUCGUGCUCUGCUCCCCAUUGCGACACGAUUGAUCGGCAAAUUCCGAUUAAAAAUUAG